GCAAACUUCGGUCACACUGCGUAAACAACAACAUGGUUGGAGUUGAGCACUCGGAUAAUCCACUUGUUGUGGAUAUUUCCGCAUAUAUACUGACUGAAUAUGUGCCUGCCAAGCCAUUGGAAAGCAAUCUCGAAGUGGUCUUCUCAACCACCGACCAGGCUCUCUCUGAAAAAUGUGGUCAGCUGAAUUGUGGCGACAACUUAAAAUUUCCAUUUGCACGUGCCGGCUACGCCCCCACAGCAGUCUACAUACAAGAUGCCAAGGAGCUGGUGGUCGCCGAUGCUGCAACGGAGACGAAACGUGUUGUGGAACUAUCGCUAAAUAUUUCAAGUCUGGGCGAGUUUGACUAUGAACCCGGAGACACUGUGGCCAUACUGCCCAGCAAUGAUCCUCAUGUUGUGGCGCAAUUGUUACACCGCCUGGACAUAGUGCAGCAGGCGGACAGCUACUGUCUAGUGAGACUCGCGCUGAACUGCGCCAAGAAGAGCGCCAAAGUGCCCGCUCAUCUGCCAACGACAUCAGCUAAAACUCCGCGGGAGAUCUUGACAGAUUGCCUGUCGCUGCAUUCAGUGCUACAGAAACAGUUCCUAAGCGCCUUGGCGCGCUGCACCAGCGACUCAAAGGAGCGUGCUUUUCUCGCCAGUCUCUCCUCCAAGCAGGGCACCAACCACUAUCAAACACUCAUCUUGGAGCGAGGAUUGUGUAUGCUGGAUUUGCUGGAGUUGUGCGCCAGUUGCCAGCCAACGCUGGCUCUGCUUGUCGAGCACUUGCCUCGCCUGUUGCCACGCCCAUAUUCAAUAUCGAACAGUCCCUUGGAGUGCUCCAAGCAGAUGCUGCGCAUCAUUUACUCAAUACGCACACACAAAGCAGGCGUCACCACCGCCAUGUUGGAAGCCAAGAUUAAACAGCAUGAGGAGCAACUGCAGCAGCCAGUUAAGCUCUUCCUUUAUCCACGCAUACAGAACGCAUUCCGCUAUACAGAUCAGGAGCUGACUGGCAAUCAAAUACUGAUAGCUGUGGGCACCGGAUUGGCUCCAUUUCUUGGCUUUCUGGCGCACAAGCAACGUCAGCAGCUGGCCACAGGUGAAACCUGGUUAUAUGUGGGCGCCAAGACGCCGCAAGCGAUGCUCAAGCAGCAGCAGCUGCUCGACUGGCAAGCAUCCUCGAUCCUACAGCGCUUAAGACUCUGCUAUUCGCGUAGCUCGACGCCGGAGGAGCCGAAAUAUGUGCAACAACUGCUCGAAGAGGAUGCUGAACAGCUUGUCGAACUGCUCCUGCAACCAUCAACGAUUUUGUAUGUCUGCGCCGAUGGUGCCAAGAUAUCCAAAUCCAUUGAGGAAGGCCUGCGUCGCUGCCUGCAGCUCGCCUUACAUCUGGACGAGAUGGAGGCAGUGCAGCGGCUCAAGGAGCUGCGGACGCAGGGCAAAUAUCGCGAAGAUCUCUGGCUUUAAUACAACAUUCAAUAAUUCUGUCAUUUGAAAUGAAUCUUUGCUUUUUAAAUAAAUAUAAAUAAUUAGCUGGUGCUUGGACAAA
Drosophila grimshawi is the source of this 1533-nucleotide messenger RNA. Its product is annotated as methionine synthase reductase. The transcript is spliced from 2 exons. NCBI's taxonomy places the organism in Eukaryota, Metazoa, Arthropoda, Insecta, Diptera, Drosophilidae. Gene Ontology annotation, biological process: homocysteine metabolic process. The record is from RefSeq and is a predicted model, not a curated record. Gene Ontology annotation, cellular component: cytosol. The coding region runs from base 33 to 1451 and encodes 472 amino acids. Gene Ontology annotation, molecular function: [methionine synthase] reductase (NADPH) activity; flavin adenine dinucleotide binding; FMN binding.